This is a messenger RNA of Sesamum indicum (sesame), 827 nucleotides long. Its product is annotated as Pleckstrin homology (PH) domain superfamily protein. The record is from RefSeq and is a predicted model, not a curated record. Lineage: Eukaryota; Viridiplantae; Streptophyta; Magnoliopsida; Lamiales; Pedaliaceae.
UUGAUCAAUUAAAGAUCCAACAACAGAUUCCUUCUUUUCCAUUUACAGCUCUCUCUCUCUCUCUCUCUCUCUCUCACUUUUCGUCGAUCGAUCGAUCGAUCGAUCUUCAUCUCCAAAAUCAGUAUCCAUGGCGAGCCUAUGGCGAGCAGCGAUGGGCUCAACUCAAGCCAACGCCGACGAUUACGACGGAGUGGAGUUCUGGGGCACACCUGAACGCGCCGGAUGGCUUACCAAGCAAGGGGAGUACAUCAAGACUUGGCGCCGCCGCUGGUUCGUUCUGAAGCAAGGGAAACUCUUCUGGUUCAAGGAAUCGACGGUCACCCGGGCUUCCAAGCCGCGAGGCGUCAUCCCAGUGGCCAGUUGCCUCACAGUCAAGGGCGCCGAGGAUGUGCUUAAUCGGCAAUUCGCUUUUGAAUUGUCGACUCGGAAUGAUACCAUGUACUUCAUCGCCGAUUCGGAGAAGGAGAAGGAGGACUGGAUUAAUUCGAUUGGGCGAUCCAUUGUUCAGCACUCGAGGUCUGUUACUGAUAAUGAGAUCCUUGAUUAUGAUAGCAGGAAGUAAUUUGGUAAACGUUUGAAUAAUUAGCAGGGUUCAUUUCCUUUUUCUUUUUUUCUGGAAUUUUCUAUUUUGUGAAUUUUUAAGUUUUGAUGUGGGAACUUUUGCCUUUUCCAUAUGUCUGCUUGUGUAUAUGGCUGACUGAUGUAUUUUUCGUCCUUUUUCUUGUUCGUGGUUGGGCUUGGUGGGGGUUCAGGGCUUUGGGUAUGGUAGCAUGUAAUUUGGUCUUUAAACGUGAUAAAUGCAGUGAAUUUGCUUUCAAUAUGGAUAA